AAAAUUUUCACUUUCAGAACUGCUGAUGAAAUAAGCGACCCGGUAUGGGGUGGAACACGGUUCUCUGGAGCGCACUGUGGUUGUUAUGUACACACACAGUCGCCUCCCCGCGAUCCGACAACCUAUCCUUCGUGAGAAGUGCCGUGGAGACGGUGCCUGAACAUGACCCUAUACCCGCGCCUAUACGAGCGUCAGUGGAAAGCAUUCCUCUCAGAAGUCUUCGACAUGAAGGGGAUAAAAGACUGCCAUUGCGUGAUGCGGUAGAAAAGAGACCCAUUGCUGUACUAAGCGAAGAAUCAUUGCACGUAAAUGUUGAGGACGUUGAAGAUAUUCCAGCAGGAGAUACGGACAAUCUCAGACAAUAUUAUGGCGCGGCUAAUUACUUGAACAAGUUCCAGCUAGGAAAUGCUAAUCUACAAGAAAUGCAGCAGACGCCCACUGGUCCAGCAACAAAGAGACUGAUAGUGUGCUACAUGGAGUCAUGGGCAGCAUACCGGGUGCCUCCCCUCGCGUUCACUGCCAGCCUAGUACCCCGCACCUGCACCCACCUCCAUUAUGCCUUCGCUGUAAUGCAUCCGCACACCUAUGCUUUGAUGCCGGCAAAUGAAGAUUAUGAUUUGAUCAAGGGCGGGUACCGGAUUGCGACAGGUUUAAAGCGAAGAAAAACAGGCCUAAAAGUGAUGUUAAGUGUCGGAGGCGACGGAACCGAUCGGCUGUUCAGCGAAAUGGUGCAGGAGUCCAAUAGACGAAGCAACUUCAUAGACAGCGUAGUGAGCUUCUUGAGGGAACACGACUUUGACGGUCUCGAUCUUCACUGGGUUUAUCCAGGUGAACGAAACGAGGAAGAAAAAGACAUGUUUACAUCCCUUUUGUACGAACUGCGAGAGAAAAUGUCGCCAUACGGACUUCUACUUUCUACUGUCUUACCUCCAUUCAGGUAUCAGAUCGAAGACGGAUACGACCUAGCUGCCGUCAGCGGCGCAGCCGACUACGUGACUCUGCAGGCGUGGGACAUGACGCACGGGAAACGGGACGAGCCUCCAGCGAAGGCUGUCCAGCAUAGCGCCCUGCACCGCGACCCCGGCGCUGCGUCUAGGGACCAGCGAUACGACAACAUUGAAUUCAUGGUUAAAUACAUCCUUCGUCAUGGCAUGGCUCCCGAGAAGCUAGUGCUCGGUGUGCCUUUGUUCGGCCGGAGCUACACUCUGGCGAGCUCCACGCUGCCUUCGCCCGGCGCCCCAAUUAGCGGUUGGGGCCAAGAGGGACCUUACACGCAAACUAAAGGACUACUAGCUUACUUUGAGAUAUGCAUAGCUGAACGCGAAGGGAAAGGAGUAACCGGGACCGACGAAGCCGGUAAUGCUUACGCCGUUUUUGAUGACCAGUGGGUUACAUAUGAUUCACAAACAACUAUUGCCGAAAAGAUGAGAUUCAUCAUGAAUUUAGGCUUGGCUGGAGCAGCGGCCUGGGCUAUAGAUAUGGAUGACUUCCGUGGACUCUGCGGCUCGCCCUUCCCCUUACUAAGCACGAUUUCAACAAUGUUAAGCAAUGAACCCGUCCAAAGUGAUCAGUCUUCCUUAAAAAUUGGUUCCUGUGAGUCGAUGAUGCCUUACCUGGCGUCGGAUGAAGAUUCUUGCGCCCAUUUCCACUUCUGCACCGGCGGUAUUAACUUCAGGAUGGUUUGCGAAGAUGAACGUCUCUACGAUCCUUCCACGGGCUUCUGCGGACACCAGGAUGUUACCAAGUGUCUACCGGGUCAAAGCCUUAGGAUCAGCGUGGAGGAAGCAGCACGAUUAUUACCUCAUGCAUAUGAUAAUGAUUUCGAGUGGAGUGAUCAAGUAAAUCAUGACAUGAUGAACAGAGAACGAGUUCAAUUUAUUUCAAUAGCUGAAAAUUUCAAAAAGAGUCCUGAAAACAACAAACGAGUAGUGUGCUACAUGACCAGCUGGGCUUUCUAUCGGCGCGGCGACGGUAAAUUCGUUCCAGAGCAAAUUGACACCAGACUUUGCACACACAUAGUUUACGCUUACGGGUCAUUGUCACCGGAUGAGCUCGUCGCUAAAGAGUUCGACCCAUGGACUGAUAUCACCAACAAUUUAUAUGAACGUGUAACAUCUCUGAAAGACGUGACAGUCCUACUAGGAUUGGGAGGGUGGACAGACUCUGCCGGAGACAAAUAUUCGCGCCUUGUAUCCUCGAGUGCUGCCCGAGCUAAGUUUACAGAAAAACUCGUGUCUUUCCUACGAAUGCACAACUUCCGAGGUCUUCACUUAGACUGGAACUAUCCGGUCUGCUGGCAGAGUAAUUGUAAGAAGGGCGCAGCAUCUGAUAAAGCGAAUUACGCAAAAUUAAUACAGGAACUAUCAAAAGCUUUGCAUGGCGCAGGAAUGGAGUUAGGUGUAGCGAUAUCCGGCUAUAAAGAAGUGAUAGAAGCGGCAUACGACCUAACUACUAUUUCUAAAGCCGCCGACUUCCUAAGCGCCAUGACUUAUGACUACCAUGGUGGCUGGGAAAGCACUACUGCGCACCAUACGCCGUUGGUGCCUUCACCGAAGGACAAAAUCCCGUACUACUCUAUCGAGUACGCCGUGAAAGCUCUUAUCAGCGGAGGCGCAGACCCAAAGAAAAUACUUCUAGGUUUGUCGUUCUACGGCCAGACGUACAGACUCGCCACGAGUGGCACCAGUGGCCCGGGCUCUGCAGCAUCCGGCCCCGGCGAGCCCGGCGAGUUCACCAAGCAGCCCGGCAUGAUGGCCUACUACGAAAUUUGUUACCGAGUUAAAAAUCUGCGAUGGAAAACUGGACGCCAAGACAGAGCCGGUCCCUACGCGUAUUCAGAAAAUCAAUGGGUGGGUUAUGACGACCCGAAAUCCAUAACUGAAAAGGUAGAAUGGGCUAUGCGCCAAGGUCUGGGCGGGGUGACGGCAUGGGCUAUGGAUCUGGACGACUUCAACAACCGUUGCUGCGGGGAGCCGUGGCCGCUGCUGCGGGCUGCGGGCCGCGCCCUCGGCCGGACCGUACCGCAGCCCGCCGACGCCUGCGAACGCCCGCCGCAGCCCGUCACGCCGCCGCCGCCUACAACAACCACCGUUGCGUCUGAUGGAUCCGCCGGCGGAGACCACGUCCACCCCGGUCAUGACUAUCCGACCACGCAGACUACCUGGCCCGCUUGGAAGCCAGAGAGCACUACUGCCACCACGGCGCAGACCUGGUGGUCUCAGCCCACUACCAUGAAGCCUACCUCCACAACACCUACGACCGCGCAAACGUGGUGGUCGCAGGCUACCACUACUACUAUGAAACCCACUACUACAGUCAGAACAACUACUACAAGAAGGACGACCACUCAAUCAUCACAAUCUGCGGAAGGUAAACCCUGCACUGCGGGCGAAUACCGUGAGGCAGCAGGCGAUUGCGAAAGUUACCUCCAAUGCGAAGGUGGUGUUUGGCGUAAGCAUCGCUGCGCGCCCGGCCUGCAUUGGUCCGCCGCUACUACGCGCUGUGACUGGCCCAGCUUCGCCAAGUGCUCAGCGACUUCAAGCAGCGAAUCAACUACAGCUACAAGUACACUCGCACCGAUUACGGCACGACCCCCGCCGAGACCUACCACUACCACCAGACCCCCUACUACCACCAGAGCUACCACUACCACCAGACCCCCUACUACCACCAGAGCUACCACUACCACCAGACGCACUACUACGACUACGCGUAGACCAACUACUGAACCAGCAAGUUCUGGGGAUUUCAUGGAUGGAACACCAUGCAACGGCCAAACAUACAAGUCCGUAGCAGGAGACUGUAACGCAUACUUGCACUGCGACGGCUCCGUGUGGCGCCGGCAGCGCUGCGCCCCCGGCCUUCACUGGAGCCCUAAGCAGAACUAUUGCGAUUGGCCCAAAUACGCCAAGUGUGAAAGUUUGUCAAGCACUUCGGCUGCCUUGCCGACCCGAACAACUACUAGAAUUCCAACCAGACCCCCUACCACACCUCAGCCAAGCAACGUCCCCGCCGAAGACAGCUCGUGCAAAUCCGGCGAGUCGAUGACGUCGGCCAGCACCUGCGACGCGUACUUGCUGUGCGUGAGCGGCCGCUGGCGCAAGCAGCUGUGCCCGCCCGGCCUGCACUGGGACAAGCGAACCAACCGCUGCGAUUGGGCUGAAUUCGCCAUGUGCGAUGGCGAACCCGGUGCAACGAAAUCUCCGCCUACAUCCACCAAGAGACCACAGCAAUGGACCACCUCAAAGAAGCCUACUGAAAACCUCACGACCGCGCCUUCGCACUGCCAAACCGGCACUUACCACCCGCACCCUCAGUGCGAGAAGUUCUACGUGUGCGUGAACGGCCAGCUGGUGGCGCAGAGCUGCGCGCCCGGGCUGGUGUGGGGACCCAACGGCCAGUGCGACUUCCCGCGCAAGGACUCGUGCGGCGACCGCCGGAACAUGCACCCCGCCGCGCCCGUCUCCAUCUCCAUGCAGCUACAGGACCAGACAAAAAUAUGCGAAAGUGGUGAAUACGCCAAGGUUGAAGGAGUCUGCACUCGCUACAGACACUGUCUCUUUGGAAAGUUCCAGGAGUUCCCUUGCAGCGCUGGCCUUCAUUGGAAUGAGGAAAAACAAAUCUGCGAUUGGCCCAAGAGCGCGAAAUGCAAAAGCAAGAGUGGAAUGACAACAACACGGCCGAUGGUGGAAAUGCCUUCCAAACCCGCUAUUGACCACGAGCAUAUAGAUCACAUUGAACCGGCACGUCCAAUUGUUUCUACGCCCACUCCCACACAACCAGAAGUGCCUAGUAAACCAUCUCUUCUAAAAACUAAAUACAAGGUAGUCUGCUACUACACGAACUGGGCGUGGUACCGACCAGGCCUGGGCAAGUACGGGCCGGAAGAUAUCGACCCAACUCUAUGUACGCACAUCGUCUACGGUUUCGCUGUACUCGGCAGCGAUGGUCUCAUCACGGCGCAUGAUUCUUGGGCGGACUAUGAUAAUAGUUUAUACGAACGAGUGGUCGAGUACAAGCGCUACGGUGUCAAAGUUUCCUUGGCUCUGGGCGGCUGGAACGACUCCAAAGGAGACAAAUACUCGAAGCUAGUGAACGAUCCUAUAGCUCGAGCCCGCUUCGUCACGCACGCUGUGCAGUUCAUUGAGACGUACAACUUCGAUGGACUUGACUUAGACUGGGAAUAUCCUAAGUGUUGGCAGGUGGAUUGCUCAAAGGGUCCCGAUUCCGAUAAAGAAGGAUUUUCGGAUCUAGUCCGUGAGUUAUCGGCGGUAAUGAAACCUAAAGGCCUGCUUCUGUCAUCUGCUGUGUCCCCCAACAAGAAGGUCAUAGAUGAGGGCUACGACGUUCCUGUGCUGGCAAGAUACCUGGAUUGGAUCGCUGUGAUGACCUACGAUUAUCAUGGACAGUGGGAUAAGAAGACUGGACAUGUGGCGCCACUCUACUAUCAUCCUGAUGAUGAUACUACUUAUUUUAACGCUAAUUACACCAUCCACUAUUGGAUGUCCAAAGGCGCGCCAUCAAGGAAGCUCGUAAUGGGUAUUCCGAUGUACGGACAAACAUUCACGACCGGGGUCCAGUGGGACACGGAUCCAGACCUGCUUGGUAGGAAAGAUGCUACCGGGUUGAACGUACCCGCUGUUACAGGAGGUGAAGCGGGCGAAUACACUAGAGCCAAGGGUUUCUUGGCUUAUUAUGAGAUCUGUGACCGAAUUAGGAGUCAAGGAUGGAUAAUGGAAAAGGAUCCUUAUGGAAGAAUGGGCCCAUACGCUUACAAAGGCAAUCAGUGGGUUGGUUUUGAUGACAUGGAUAUUGUUAAGCAGAAAACGGAGUUUAUUAAGUCUUUGAAUCUUGGAGGCGGUAUGAUUUGGGCACUUGAUCUUGAUGACUUUAGAAACAGAUGUGGACAAGGAAAACACCCUUUGCUCAACACCAUCAAGAAAGGUUUACUGAAUCCUAAAAUAGAAUUGAAGCCCGUUCAUCCACAGCCGACCUAUCCAUCAACCACAAGCAGACCAUCAAUAGAUGACUACGAUGAUCUUGAUGACAUAGAAGUAAGGCCCGGUUAUAACAAACCGACCUGGACAACUACCGUACGUCCUAUGAGACCUACUUCACAAAUGAGCCCUAUUGUUCAAACUACAAAAAAACCUACAGUACCACAUGUUGAAGAAAGAUACAAAGUAGUCUGUUAUUACACCAAUUGGGCUUGGUACAGACCAGUACCAGGAAAAUAUACUCCGAGUGACAUCGAUCCUUCACUGUGCACUCAUGUUGUUUACGCAUUUGCUGUCCUCGACACUGACACAUUAGUUAUGAAACCACACGACACAUCUUUGGAUAUUGAAAACAAAUUCUAUGAAAAGGUAACUGCACUAAAGAGCCGAGGUGUGAGAGUCGUAAUUGGUCUAGGCGGCUGGAAUGAUUCUGCUGGCGACAAGUACUCGCGUCUAGUUAAUAACCCGUCGGCUAGAAAAAAGUUCGUUGUACACGCGAUAGACUUCCUCGAGCAGUUUGGCUUCGACGGACUGGACCUAGAUUGGGAGUAUCCUAAGUGCUGGCAAGUGGAAUGCGAAAAGGGACCCUAUUCCGACAAGCAAGGGUUUGCCAGCUUAGUAAAAGAGCUUCGCUCUGCUUUCGACCCCCGAGGACUUCUUUUAUCUACCGCCGUUUCUGGAAGCAAACGAGUCAUCGAUUAUGCAUACGAUGUGCCAACCUUGUCUAAAAACUUGGACUGGAUAGCACUCAUGACAUAUGACUACCACGGCCAAUGGGACAAGAAGACCGGUCACAUUGCGCCCAUGUAUGCUCGCGAAGACGACGAUGACUCUACUUUCAACGCAAACUUCACUGUCAACUACUGGAUCCAGAAAGGUGCAGCUCGACAGAAGCUAGUUCUGGGAGUGCCCAUGUACGGGCAGUCUUUCUCUCUCCUAGACAACUCUGCGAACGGCCUAAGCGCACCCGCAGACGCUGGCGGUGAGCCUGGAGAAGAGACUAGAGCCAGGGGCUUCUUAGCUUUCUACGAGAUAUGCGAACGCAUUAGAGUUUAUGGCUGGCGAGUGGUCAGAGACCCUGGUGGCCGCAUGGGUCCAUACGCAACGCGCGACGACCAGUGGGUGUCUUUCGACGACGAUUUCAUGGCGCGCCAUAAAGCGGAGUAUGCACGUGCAAUGGGACUCGGAGGAAAUAUGGUGUGGGCUCUAGACUUGGACGACUUCACGGGCCAGUACUGCGGCUGUGGCAAGAAUCCGCUGUUGAGCAGUAUAAACCACGUGCUGAGGGGCAAGGAGGCUCCACCACCUUGUGAACUUCAGGAAGUACCGGGUGCAACAGUACCGACAGCUGUCACAGAAGGCGCAAUAACCGAUACGUCCAGUGAAGCGGAGUCUGGUGAAUCUGCGCCAGCUAUUCCUGAAGUGUCCGACAUUCAGACAAGUGGCUAUCUCGAUGGCAGACCUUGCUCUGGAAUGAUGUUUAGAGGCGACGACACGAAUUGCAAUAAAUAUUACCUAUGUUUCAACGGAGUAUACAUGCAGCUUACUUGUCCGGAUGGUUUACUUUGGAAUGGAAAUCACUGCGAUGAACCACAUAAAUCCCGAUGCAGGACCAAAGCGAAUCUAAGAAUAACUGCUGGGGAAGGUACUGUCGUGGACUCGGAAGAAAAACCGAUUGUUGGGUGUUAUUUCACUGACUGGGCUUAUUACAGACGUGAAAAUGGAAGUUUUGGUCCGGAUCAAUUAGACGUUUCCAUGUGUACCCAUGUAAUUUAUGCCUGGGCCAAUCUUGACAAAAAGUCUUUUAAAUUGAUCCCUGGAAAUUCGGAACUAGACGUAGAAUAUGACUUCUACGGAAAAGUUACAAGUCUCCGGCAUACUGGAGUGAAGGUGAUCUUGGGCGUUGGUGGUCUCGAAGACUCAGAGGAAGAAAAGUGGCAUGAAAUGGCUUCAACCCCACAAAACAGAAAGAAGUUCAGCAGAUCUGUUUACAGAUUCUUGCGGAAAUGGAAUUUUGAUGGGUUGCAAAUUGCCUGGCAGUAUCCCGGUUGUAAUCAGGUCCCAUGCUCAUCUCAUAGACAACUCGCAGAGCGGGACAACUUCAGUUCAUUGCUGAUAGAGCUAUCGCAAAAGCUUCGGUUUUACGACAUGGAGUUAUCCGCCAUGGUCGCGGCAUCACCUGAAAUAGCUUCUACAGCUUAUGAUCACGCAGUGCUCAAAGAAAAUGUUGAUUGGCUAGCAAUCGCUGCUAAUGAUUACUACACUACUUCCAGUGGACGGACAGGGUAUUUGGUGCCUUUGGAGACAACGGAACAGUGGGACAAUAACUUCAACACAACUGUGGAAUACUGGUCUAGCGUAGUGCCAGGCAGACAGCUAGUGCUUGGAAUCCCAGCUUAUGCCAGGACGUAUUCGCUAAGAACAGUGACUAACCGCGAGGUAGGCGCUCCCGUGUUCGGCCCCGGCGCACCUGGACCCUUCACCGGAGUUCCAGGCUUUUUAGCUUAUCAUGAGCGCUGCGCCUUCAAACCAGAAGACUGGCAUGAAACUCGCACUCGAAAAGGCACAUAUGCCGUAUACGGAUCGCAAUGGGCGUCAUACCUGCUUCCGGAGGAAGUGCACCUGAUGACGUCACUGGGCAUGCGCGCGGGCCUGCGCGGCGCCGCGCUCUGGGCCAUGGACCUCGACGACUGGCGCGGCGCGUGCUCCUGCGUGCCGCGGCCACUCCUGACAGCUAUGAAGCAAGCCGUACAUGAACCCCUGUUAGCACCUUCCUUAUGUAUAUAGAAGUUUUUAAUAAUUUCCAAGAUUGGUGAUAAUUUUAGAGUAAACUCAGAAUGCAUUUUUACCGUAGUUCUUAGCGUUUUAGUAAUUGGAUUUCUUUGACACGAGAAAACAAGAACAGAAUGAAAUGUUUGUCCAUUGGUACUGCUAGAUAGCAUACGUUAUGAACUUAUGAAUAAUUUUUAAAUUAAGAAUCGUUAAUCAUAAACGUCUGUCAGACCUAACAUGCCGUCGAUUGUUUUCUUCUGUUAACGAUGAAUCCUUGCCGGGGACCCG
Molecule: messenger RNA, 9056 nt
Organism: Cydia strobilella
Lineage: Eukaryota; Metazoa; Arthropoda; Insecta; Lepidoptera; Tortricidae
Gene: ChiR1
Product: probable chitinase 10
Exons: 50
Coding region: 45-8783 (2912 amino acids)
Biological process (GO): carbohydrate metabolic process; chitin catabolic process
Cellular component (GO): extracellular region
Molecular function (GO): chitin binding; chitinase activity
Source: RefSeq, a predicted model, not a curated record